CAAUUGUUUUUGAUUAUGCUGCAACGUUGUUUACCCCUGGAACUCCAAAAGUGUUUUGUGGACUCAGACACUUCAACCACCCCUCCAUCGUCCAAGUGUUCUUGUAGAGCCGCCACUUGCACUCAUCGCUGACGUGCACGGUGAAGACGAUCUUGAAGGAACGCUGGCCACAGCGAGUGUUGUCGUAUCCCACAACUCCGACCGUGAUCACAUGGGGGUCUCCAUAACAGUCACAGUCUGCAUCACAUCCUUCUUGUUCACUUUAGAUCAAGGUGUGCGGUCAUCGCUUAUUAUAAAACGGAGACGAACCAAUCAAAGCAGAGGAGCGGAAAAAAACUUCUUCCUCUUCACACAAGCGCCAUGCAGUUCACCGUGACAGCCGCGAGAUGGCACAGACGCACCGCACCAUUACGCGCGGUCCCUGUGACCGCCGUGCGCUCUCUCCCCGCGGCCCCCGGUGGAGCCAGCGGGAUGACAAACUCCAGUUAAGUGGCGCACCGUCCUCCUCCUCCCCGCCUUUCACCCAGAGUCAACCCAGGAGCACGGAGCGCAUCCUCCGCGCUCGCACCCGCGGGAAUUGGAAAAGCAGCUUCUGACAGCCGCACAACCCCGGCCGAGCUCUGCGGUGUGAGAGAGGGAGGGAGAGAGACUACACACAGAGAGUGAGGAGAGGGAGAUGGCUACGGAGGCGCGCAGUUACCCGUGAUUGUCCAGUGAACGGCGGUGAAGUUGCUCGGCUCCGCUUGGAUCUUUUCCCCUCCAGGUCGUUGAGUGCGUGAUUGUGUGUUCAGCAUGAGUAACAUCUAUGAGUCUGCAGAGGCCACGCUGGGCUUCAUCAGCUCUCCAUGCCUGGCUAAAGUGGAGCUAAGAGUGGCCUGCCGGGGGAUCUCGGACCGCGACGCCCUCUCCAAACCCGACCCCUGCGUGGUGCUGAAGAUGCAGUCGCACGGGCAGUGGUUUGAGGUGGACCGUACAGAGGUGAUCCGCAGCAGCAGCGGCCCCGUCUUCUCUAAGAUCUUUCUGGUGGAUUUCUACUUCGAGGAGGUGCAGAGGCUCCGCUUUGAACUCCAUGACAUCAGCUCCGGCAACAACGGCCUCCGUGACGCUGACUUCCUGGGAUCUAUGGAGUGCACCUUAGGACAGAUCGUCUCGCAGAGGAAACUGACCAAAGCUCUACUGAAACAGGGAAACACUGCUGGAAAGUCGUCUAUAACGGUGACAGCAGAGGAGUUGUCUGGUAACGAUGAUUAUGUGGAACUCUCCUUCAGCGCCCGUAAACUCGACGACAAGGAUUUCUUCAGCAAGUCGGACCCCUUCCUGGAGAUUUUUAGGAUGAAUGACGAUGGCACUGAGUCGCUUGUGCACAGAACUGAGACAGUCAUGAACAACCUGAGCCCAGUUUGGAAAUCCUUCAAAGUUUCCUUGAACACGCUCUGCAGUGGCGACCACGACAGGGAGCUAAAGUGCACAGUUUGGGACUGGGACUCUAAUGGGAAACAUGACUUUAUCGGGGAGUUUCAGACGACGUUUAAGGAGAUGAGGGCGGAACAGGAGGGAAAGCAGAUUCAAUGGGAGUGCAUCAACCCUAAAUACCAGAUGAAGAAGAAGAAUUACAGAAACUCUGGUGUUGUCAUGCUCAACCACUGUAAGAUCAUCAAAAUGUAUUCCUUCCUGGAUUACAUCAUGGGCGGCUGUCAAAUUCAGUUCACAGUGGCAAUAGAUUUCACAGCAUCCAAUGGGGAUCCCAGAAACAGCUGCUCCCUUCACUACAUUCACCCCUACCAGCCCAACGAGUACCUCAAAGCUCUGGUGGCUGUGGGGGAGAUCUGCCAAGACUAUNNNNUGAGUGGUUGGUUUGCCGGGUUUGUUAAAAAAGGCCUCAUGUUCUUUCUGCUUCACAUGAAGGUUUCACACGAUUUUGCCGUGAACUUCGAUGAGGACAACCCUGAAUGUGCUGGGAUCCAAGGCGUCGUGGAGGCCUACCAGAAUUGCCUCCCCAAGAUCCAGCUGUACGGGCCCACCAACAUCGCCCCAAUCAUCCAGAAAGUGGCCUCGUCCGCCUCCGAGGAGAUGCACACCAAAGAGGCCAUGGAAUACUUCAUCCUGCUGAUCCUGACAGACGGCGUCAUCACCGACAUGGCGGACACGCGGGAGGCCAUCGUGCAUGCCUCCCACCUGCCCAUGUCCGUCAUCAUCGUCGGCGUUGGCAACGCAGACUUCACUGACAUGCAGAUACUGGACGGGGACGACGGCAUCCUGCGCUCACCCAAGGGCGAGCCGGUGCUCCGUGACAUCGUCCAGUUCGUCCCGUUCAAGGACUUCAAACAUGCCUCCCCAGCUGCCCUGGCUAAGAGUGUUUUGGCAGAAGUCCCCAACCAGGUGGUGGAUUACUACAACGCGAAAGGCAUCAAACCCAAGUGUAUGUCAGACUAUGAGUCCACAAGAACGUUCAGCCCCUGACAAUGGACUACAUGCAUACAUACUCGAAAAUACACAUAUACAGUAUACUGUAUAUCAUAUAUACAUAGAAAUAUACAUUUAUUUACUGUAUAGUACAUAUACACAUGCAAAAGCACAAGUACACAUACACACAUGAACAAGCACACACAGGCGUACUACAUACUACAUACAGUAGUCUAGCUCAGAGAAUUAGCUCGUUCUGGUGAAACAAUUUGAACUACUCCAUUGAUGACUGUUGCAUGUGUGGCCAUGGCAUCACCUGGGAAAUUAUUACUCUCUACUGUAUAUCUGAAAGAUCUUUAUAGAAAUAAGAGCAGUCUUCUGAGCCAGCAUGCAGACUCAAACCAUAGCCCGCCCAAAGAAAUGACACUCUUACCUUAUUCAAAUAACUAGCAAGUACAUAUACACCAAAAGAUCUGUGAGUAGAUGAACCAAAAUGUGUGACUGCAUAGCUCUAAAAGCUUAGAAUUAGCAUUGCAAAUCUUAUUAUGGGAUUGGUAGCGUCCCUGUUAGUGUACUGCAUAAAUGCAUGCAUAAUUUAGCUCCUGCUAAUAUCCUGUCUGCAGUACCCUCUUGCUAGUUAUGAAAUAAAGUAUCUCUGUCAUUCCAGUGACAUUCAAGCUCGUCUUGGGUGUUUCGGGUUCUUUUCUACAGAUCUGUUUGACAUUUUGCUAAAUGGAAAUGAACAACUGAAUAAUUGUAAUAAUUUCUUAAUAACCUUCUUACAUUGUAAAGAGUUCUGGGAGGGUAGACAUGCGUGUGUGGUAGACACUCAUCUGUGAGCAAAAACUUUUCUUCUGUAUUCUGCAUGUUGAUUAUAAUAAAGACACGUUGGUUUUCUC
Paralichthys olivaceus (Japanese flounder) is the source of this 3302-nucleotide messenger RNA. The record is from RefSeq and is a predicted model, not a curated record. Lineage: Eukaryota; Metazoa; Chordata; Actinopteri; Pleuronectiformes; Paralichthyidae.